This is a messenger RNA of Tribolium madens (black flour beetle), 550 nucleotides long. RefSeq names its product keratin, type I cytoskeletal 10-like. The record is from RefSeq and is a predicted model, not a curated record. NCBI's taxonomy places the organism in Eukaryota, Metazoa, Arthropoda, Insecta, Coleoptera, Tenebrionidae. The transcript is spliced from 3 exons. Bases 90 to 470 code for a protein of 126 amino acids.
CAAGACGCUAUUUUGUAGAGGGGAAGUUCUUAUAAAAAUCAAUAUGAAACUAAGCUCCAUCAAAAUAAAUUCUCAAUCUUCAACUCAAAAUGUUCUCAAAAGUUUUUCUGUGCUGUGUGCUUCUGGCGUUGACUUUCGCCAUGCCUCACGUGCGUGAAGCUCGAUCGCCCCAUUUGUUCAAAAAGAAGCCAAUUUUGGGCAACUUGUUCGGCGGCGGUGGCGGCUAUGGAGGAGGCUACGGCGGCGGCUACGGCGGAGGCGGAUAUUAUCCACAACCCGUGCACCACCCCCAACCUGUACACACCGGAAGUGCCAGUGUAGCCACCAGUUCGGCAGGAAGUUCCAGUCAUGGUCACGGCGGCUCGCAGAGCCAAAGCCAGUCGGCAGCCAUUGCCAUAGGGCCUUAUUCCGUUGCUUUAUCCCAAAGUCAGUCCCAGGCUUCUGGUGGCGGCGGAUUUUUUGACUACUAAGGACUGAAUUUUCUAUUAUUUAUUUAUUAGUUUAUUGUAGCGUUAGUGCAUUUUUGUUUCUAAUAAAAAUUAUUCCAGUA